UUUCCCCAUCGCUGUCCAUGGUGCUGCACAGGCCUUUUCUCUUUCUAUUGCUGCUUUUUUGUAUAAUGUUGAUCUGCAUGCUGCUGGUACUUGUUCUAGUAUGUACUGUAUAUGAAUAACUGCGUUGGUGCUUCUUUUCUGCCUUAGAACAAUGUUAGUUUAUUUAGACGCUCAUGUUGUAAUAUCGUUGCAUUUAAAUCACACUUCAAUCCUGGUUACAUCACUUUAUCGUGUGAGAGCAGUGGCUCAUAAUCCUGAUUCUGGAGACUCACAGCACUGCACAUUUUGUAAGUGUCCCUUUUAAACACCUUCUUAUUACAUAAACCCUUUAGCAUAUAGAGAUCCAUGAUCUGUACUGGGUUUGUUGAAUUUAAGAGACAUACAAAAUAUGCAGCGCUGUGUGGUCCUCAAGAGCCAAAUUAAGAAACACUGUGUUUGAGCAUUAAACUGUGUGCAGUCUCUUAAUCCAACUCAUAGUGUCGCUGUUGACCAGUAAACCAUUUGACAUUUAUUUAGCAGUUUUCUCCACCCUGCUCAUGAUGUCAUACAUAAUGUUUACAGUUCGUUUCUUUGUAGAAAUUUGUCGACGGUGGACGGGGUGCUUUCUGUCUCAUGCUGUAAUCUUGCAUUUAAGUCUGCUUAUCGAUUGAUUAGUUUGGGAUAUAUUUCACGUCUUUAAAUGGAUUUUAAGAUCUUUUGUGUUUCUGCUCAGAUGUUUAGCUUUGUAUUUCUGGUACUUAUGUCGCACACCGCUAAUGGAGACGUGAGCUAUUCCAUUCCGGAGGAGCUGAAGCGCGGAUCUGUGAUUGGAAAUAUAGCCAAAGAGCUCGGGCUCGAUGUGAACAGACUGUCGUUUCGUAAGGCUCGCAUUGACACUGAAGGUAACAGAAAACGAAUUUGUGAAAUUAAUUUUAAUACUGGAGAGCUGACCGUAAAGGAGAGGAUCGACAGAGAGGCGCUUUGUGCAAAGAAAGCAUCAUGCGUUAUAAAACAGGAGCUCGUGCUGGAGAAUCCUUUGGAGCUGUUCCGUAUCAUUCUCACUAUUGAAGACAUAAAUGAUAAUUCACCGCAGUUUGCAGAAACGGUUAUUAAAUUCGAAAUUAGAGAAUCAGCAGACAAAGGAUCUCGUUACUUAUUAGAUGAGGCCCACGAUGCGGAUAUUGGAAUGAAUUCAGUGAAGUCAUAUAUGUUGCAAAAUAACGAUUAUUUUCUUUUGAGUGUACUUUCGGGGGUAAGUGAAGGAAAAUAUGGAGAGCUCGUGUUGAAUAAAGAGUUGGAUCGUGAGCAGCAGAAAGAGGUGACUUUAAUUCUUACUGCGGUUGACGGUGGGACUCCACCGAGAUCAGGUACUGUAGUCAUACACGUCACUGUGCUGGAUGCUAAUGAUAAUGCUCCAGUCUUUAGUCAGGCCGUCUAUAAAGUCAGUCUGCCUGAAAAUUCUCCUGUAGAUACUGUAGUGGUUACAGUGAGCGCUACUGAUGCUGACGAGGGACAAAACGGAGAGGUGACAUAUGCGUUUGGCCAUUUACCAGAAAAUUUCCUGCAGCUAUUUUACUUAGAUCCAGCAUCUUUCGAGAUUAAACUAAAGGAGUUUAUUGACUAUGAGGAGGAGAGUGUAAUCGAACUACAAAUUCAAGCCAAAGAUAGUCAAGGAUUAGCCAGCCAUUCAGCUGUGUUAAUAGAGAUUGUUGAUGUAAAUGAUAACGCCGCCAUUAUAAUAAUUAAAUCUUUGAAUAGUCCCGUUCCCGACAAUGCGUCACCCGGUACAGAGGUUGGCAUCAUUAAUGUGCAGGACAGAGACUCAGAGAAUAACGGACAGGUGCGCUCCAUUCAGCAAAACGUCCCAUUUAAACUCGUUCCUUCAAUCAAAAAUUACUAUUCUCUAGUGACCACAGGUGAAUUAGACCGCGAGUUAGUGUCUGAUUAUAAUAUCACAAUUACUGCUACUGAUGAGGGCUCUCCGCCUUUAUCUUCCACUAAGAAUGUUCACUUUACUGUAGCUGAUGUGAAUGAUAAUCCACCUGUAUUUGAGGAUCAGAAUUACAGAGCUCACCUGCAAGAAAAUAACAAACCGGGUUCCUCUAUUUGUUCAGUAUCAGCCACAGAUCCGGACUGGAGACAGAAUGACACUGUAGUUUAUUCUUUUUAUUUAUUGAUUUUGAUCAGUUAAAAGAGUUUUAAAGUUCUGGUGUUAGCCAGAGAUAACGGUUCUCCUCCUCUGAGUAGUAACGUCACCGUGAGUGUCUUCAUAACGGAUGAGAAUGACAACACCCCUCAGAUAUUAUACCCGUCUCCGGAUGAAAACUCCUUCAUGACCGAGAUGGUACCCAAAGCUGCUCAGACGGGCUCUCUGGUGUCCAAGGUAAUCGCCGGGGACGCGGAUUCUGGACAAAAGUCGUGGCUCACCUAUCACAUUAUUAAAUCGAGUGAUCCGGGACUUUUCACUAUCGGUGUUCCCAGUGGAGAAAUCAGGACACAGCGAGACCUUUCUGAAUCUGACAGUAUGAAACAGAACCUUAUUGUUUCCGUGAGAGAUAACGGACAGCCCUCUCUCUCUGCCACGUGCGCAUUAUAUUUACUUAUAUCAGAUAACUUGGCUGAAGUUCCAGGACUGAAAGACAUGUCUCAUGACGAGAGCAGCUCCAAACUCACUUUUUAUCUUAUCAUCGCGCUGGUGUCCGUUUCCACUUUCUUUUUGACCUUCAUCAUCAUCAUCCUGGCCGUGAGGUUUUGUCGCAGGAGAAAGCCCAGAUUGUUGUUUGAUGGAGCUGUAGCCAUUCCCAGCGCGUAUCUCCCUCCAAAUUACGCAGAGGUGGAGGGUGCGGGAACUCUCCAUAGCACUUACAAUUAUGACGCAUACCUGACCACGGGCUCGCGCACGAGUGACUUCAAGUUCGUCAGAUCUUAUAACGAGGACACGCUGGCUGCUGCCCUGACACUGAAAAAGACUCAGUCUGCUGUGGAUGAUCUUGAGGGGCUUGAUGAUAAUACAGUUCUUUUUUCUGAGUUUCCUGUGAGGUUUUGUCGCAGGAGAAAGCCCAGACUGUUGUUUGAUGGAGUUGUAGCCAUUCCCAGCGCAUAUCUCCCUCCAAAUUACGCAGAGGUGGAGGGCGCGGGAACUCUCCGCAGCACUUACAAUUAUGACGCAUACCUGACCACGGGCUCACGCGAGAGGGACUUCAAGUUCGUCAGAUCUUAUAAUGAGGACACGCCGACUGUGGUGGAUGAUCCUGAGGGGCUUGAUGCACAAAUUAGUAACUCAUUUCAAGAUUAUUUUUUAAUGUCGACUGAUUUCUUAGGGAUAGUAUUUAGCCUACGUUGUUUUAUGAUGGAUUCGAGAAGCUCCCUUGUUUUUGCUCGGAUGUUUGGCUUUGCGUUUUUCGUGCUUAUGGCGCACACCGCUAACGGAGACGUGAGCUAUUCAAUUACUGAGGAGAUGAAGCGCGGGUCUGUGAUUGGAAAUUUAGCCAAAGAUCUCGGGCUCGAUGUGAACAGGCUGUCGUUUCGUAAGGCUCGCAUUGACACUGAAGGUAAUAGAAAACGGUUUUGUGAUAUUCGUUUGAAUACUGGAGAACUGAUCGUAGCAGAGAGGAUUGACAGAGAGGCGUUUUGUGGAAAGAAAGCUUCGUGCGUUUUAAAUCAAGAACUCGUGCUGGAAAAUCCUUUAGAACUGCAUCGCUUGAUUCUCAAUAUUGAGGAUAUAAAUGAUAAUUCACCGCAGUUCAAACAAAGUAUAAUCAAAUUCGAAAUAAGGGAAUCAGCAGACAAAGGAUCUCGGUAUUUGUUAGACGAAGCCCACGAUCCUGAUAUCGGUGUGAAUUCUGUGCAGUCAUAUAUGUUGCAAAACAAUGAUAAUUUCCUUCUAAGUGUACUUACUGGAGCAAAUAGAGGAAAAUAUGGAGAGCUCGUGCUAAAUAAAGAGUUGGAUCGUGAGCAGCAGAAAGAGGUGACUUUAAUUCUUACUGCGGUUGACGGUGGGACUCCACCGAGAUCAGGUACUGUAGUCAUACACGUCACUGUGCUGGAUGCUAAUGAUAAUGCUCCAGUCUUUAGUCAGGCCGUCUAUAAAGUCAGUCUGCCUGAAAAUUCUCCUGUAGAUACUGUAGUGGUUACAGUGAGCGCUACUGAUGCUGACGAGGGACAAAAUGGAGAGGUGACAUACGAAUUUGGGCAUGUACCCGAAAGUCUUCUGGAAAUAUUUUUUCUUGAUGCGAUUACUGGUGAGAUUAAACAAACUGGACCCAUUGAUUAUGAGGAGGAGAGUUCAUUUGAACUGCCAAUUCAGGCUAAAGAUGGUCAAGGGCUUGCAGGUCGGUCCAUUUUAUUGAUAGAUGUUGUUGAUAUCAAUGAUAACGCUCCUAUAAUAAUAAUUAAAUCUCUGAAUAGUCCCGUUCCCGAGAAUGCGUCACCCGGUACAGAGGUUGGCAUCAUUAAUGUGCAGGACAGAGACUCUGAGAAUAACGGACAGGUGCGCUGCUCUAUUCAGCAAAACGUCCCAUUUAAACUAGUUCCUUCAAUCAAAAAUUACUAUUCUCUAGUGACCACAGGUGAAUUAGACCGCGAGUUAGUGUCUGAUUAUAAUAUCACAAUUACUGCUACUGAUGAGGGCUCUCCGCCUUUAUCUUCCAGUAAGAAUGUUCACUUUACUGUGGCUGACGUGAAUGAUAAUCCACCUGUAUUUGAAGAGCAGAAUUACAGAGCUCACGUGCAAGAAAAUAACAAACCGGGUUCCUCUAUUUGUUCAGUAUCAGCCACAGACCCGGACUGGAGACAGAAUGGCACUGUAGUUUAUUCUCUGUUACCUUCUGAUGUCAAUGGCGCACCGGUUCCUUCCUUUUUAUCCAUUAACGGAGACACCGGGGUCAUUAAUGCUUUGAAGUCGUUUGAUUAUGAACAGUUAAAGAGUUUUAAAGUGCUGGUGUUAGCCAGAGAUAACGGUUCUCCUCCUCUGAGCAGUAACAUCACCGUGAGUGUCUUGAUAACGGAUGAGAAUGACAACACCCCUCAGAUAUUAUACCCGUCUCUGGAUGGAAACUCCUUCAUGACCGAGAUGGUACCCAAAGCUGCUCAGGCGGGCUCUCUGGUGUCCAAGGUGAUCGCCGUGGACGCGGAUUCUGGACAGAACGCGUGGCUCACCUAUCACAUUAUUAAAGCGAGUGAUCCGGGACUUUUCACUAUCGGUGUCCACAGCGGAGAAAUCAGGACACAGCGAGACCUUUCUGAAUCUGACAGUAUGAAACAGAACCUUAUUGUCUCAGUGAGAGAUAACGGACAGCCCUCUCUCUCUGCCACGUGCGCAUUAUAUUUACUUAUAUCAGAUAACUUGGCUGAAGUUCCAGAACUGAAAGACAUGUCUCAUGACGAGAGCAGCUCCAAACUCACUUUUUAUCUGAUCAUCGCGCUGGUGUCCGUUUCCACUUUCUUUUUGACCUUCAUCAUCAUCAUUCUGGCCGUGAGAUUUUGUCGCAGGAGAAAGCCCAGACUGUUGUUUGAUGGAGCUGUAGCCAUUCCCAGCGCGUAUCUCCCUCCAAAUUACGCAGAAGUGGAGGGCGCGGGAACUCUCCGCAGCACUUACAAUUAUGACGCAUAUCUGACCACGGGCUCGCGCACGAGUGACUUCAAGUUCGUCAGAUCUUAUAAUGAGGGAACACUGACUGCUGACAUGACGCUAAGAAAGACUCAGUCUGCUGUAGAUGAUCUUGAGGGACUUGAUGCUGACAUAAAUGAUUCUCUUCAGGUAAGGUCUAUUAUGCCUUUUUGCAAUAUUUUUGGUUAACUUUGUUCAAUUCCAAAAACGUUUCUUCUUGUUCUAAACACACCUUCUUCCUUAAUAGUACUUCCUUACAUUUUCCGUAAAUGUUUUCUGGUCAACGUUUCGUUAACGAUUU
Molecule: messenger RNA, 5888 nt
Organism: Triplophysa rosa
Lineage: Eukaryota; Metazoa; Chordata; Actinopteri; Cypriniformes; Nemacheilidae
Exons: 3
Biological process (GO): homophilic cell-cell adhesion
Cellular component (GO): plasma membrane
Molecular function (GO): calcium ion binding
Source: RefSeq, a predicted model, not a curated record